UUGGAACACAAUAUCGCAUCCGAAAGCACUCCUACUUCAUCGCAUCAUCUAAACCCAAACAGAAAACCUCUCACAAAUCAGCGUGCUGAUAAGCAUGCUUAUCUAUAUUUACACUUACACAUCGGUGUGACAAUGUCCCAGGUAGACACGAUUGAUUCAUCAUCAAAUAGAUAUGCGGAGCAUGGUUCAGAGAGUGAAAACAAAAAGAUUGAAACACCUUUAUUCGGUCGAAAAUGGACGUUUUAGAUGGUGUUCCAAAGUGUGUUUUGGGUUACCAGGUAAAAUCCCGUACGCAGAUCGUCCUCAGUUUCCUGAUUCCGGUGAUAUUCGAACUGCUGGUGUACACCGUUGUCAUGACGGCCGAUGUUUUGGUGACGAUCGAACAUUUCCGAAACGAAAAUCAAACCUGGGCAUGGUUGACACUCAGUUUCAUGUGGUUACCGGCCGUGGCCUGCUUUUCGGCUAUACUUUCAUCGCCGAGUCAGUGGCCCGAAACCGUGGGAUGCGACGAAAGGACCGGUAAAUUUGUGCUGAAGAAUUUAUUGGUGUUGACACUGUUUCCAGUGGCUGCAGUUUACCGAUUCAACCGAAGAAUAUUUUGGAGUAUCGAGGCACUAUUCCAUGAGCGAACCUCCUACGGAAGAGUUCAGGCAGUGUGCAAAAUAAGAGAAACCUCACCAUACGAGUUGUACCAUUUCCUGCAAGCUUUCCUGCAGUCCGCACCGCAGAUGUUUCUGCAGUUGUACAUUCUGCUACGUGACAACACCUUCCGGAACUACGACACGGUAUCGGUACAGAUUGUCAGUGUGGUGUUUUCCUUUCUCACGAUGUCGGCCAUCAUUACAUCGUACCAACGGUUCGAGAGUCAAAAGAUUGUCGGCCGAUGCUAUCCGUGGAGCUCCGAGGGACAAGUUAAAGCCCGGCGAAGAGAAUUUCUACGGGCAACUAGCACGGCCGAGAGCGUACUGGCGAGCAACAUUACGCCCAGCGGCCCCCAGUCGGAUCCGGUCGUAACCAACAUCAUGAGAAACUUCUACUCGAGAUACGGAGAAGAACAGCAGCCCUCUCCCAGUACUUCGGGAAUCGGCCGGAAAACCAUGUACGUAGACCAGUCGAACUAUGACUCGUACUCGUCCAAAAAACACAAUGAUCCAUACUUGAACUACACGGAUGACGAUAAGUUGACAGUUUCCGAUACCGUUGAUUCCCUCUCGCCGACAGUCAGCUUCAAGAAAGAUCUGAUCGAGAACAUCGACGACAUUCGAGAAUACCUGCACCGGACGGACGAAUCGAAACUGAACACCGGUGUCGACGACAGUGACGAUGACUACGAAGCUCCUGUUUUCGUGGAAACAUUCGAUCGAAGCCCUCGGACACCGGCACCUCCGACGCCGGCAGCUUACAUUAUGAACCGUGCAUCCGUGCUGAAAGACAUAUUCGUGUUCAAUGCGGAGAACUUCAUCAAAGACCAUGUGCCGCGACUGCCCGAUGGAAUGUUCGAACAUGACGAGAAGAAAGUGCCGGAUCAAGUCGACGCGGAUCAGGUGUCACUUCCUUCUCGCCGGCAAAUGAUCAACGGGCUAGAAGAGGAUGAUCUUAUAGGAAAGUCAGUUCUGUUCGCCGGAUGGGUUAUGUUCCUGUUGAUGCGGAUGAUUGCUCUAUCCGUAUUCUACGUGUUUUUUGCUACCUAUUUCUGGAUGAUUUGUCUGAACCACUACAUACUGAUGAUCGCGUGCAUCAUCUACGAAGUGCGUUUCCACGAAAAGUUAGAGCGAUACUAUUUCUAUCUAUUCUUGGCCUACAUCUACAUGUUCAGCUUGUUGGAAUUCAAAAUCCGGUUCAUCCACGUGCGAACCUGGUACGUAGGCUACAUCGUGCUGGUCUUCGUCGAGAACAUUGCGUUAAGUGUUCUGUGGUACAAUCUGGGCACUUUCGAGUCCUGGUGGUUUGACUUUUUGCACUAUAUCACCAUUUGCAGUGGUACCCUAAGCCUGCUUUGUUUGCUGUUCUAUUAUGCCUUUUUGAAACCUAAAGAUAAGUUGCUCUUUGUUAACUGAUGGAACGUUUCCGGUACCUGGUGAAACUACUGUCGGUUUUCGCUCGAUACCGAACCUAACUCAGUGUUCACCCUACAGGCUGUCAAACCGUAGGCCGGUUUCAGUUGCUUCAAACGAAAACGACAUAUUAUUGCUUGAUAUGACACAAUAUUUAUGUUUAUUUAUUGACGAAUAAUAGUACUUUUGUAUUAAGAUCUUAUGUAUAAAGAUAAUUUUAAUU
Molecule: messenger RNA, 2277 nt
Organism: Malaya genurostris
Lineage: Eukaryota; Metazoa; Arthropoda; Insecta; Diptera; Culicidae
Exons: 2
Coding region: 234-2057 (607 amino acids)
Biological process (GO): phosphatidylserine exposure on apoptotic cell surface; apoptotic process involved in development; engulfment of apoptotic cell
Cellular component (GO): plasma membrane
Source: RefSeq, a predicted model, not a curated record